Microsporum canis CBS 113480 is the source of this 1785-nucleotide messenger RNA. Its product is annotated as GPI transamidase component GPI16. Gene Ontology annotation, biological process: attachment of GPI anchor to protein. Gene Ontology annotation, cellular component: GPI-anchor transamidase complex. The record is from RefSeq and is a predicted model, not a curated record. The transcript has 3 exons. The coding region runs from base 1 to 1785 and encodes 594 amino acids. Lineage: Eukaryota; Fungi; Ascomycota; Eurotiomycetes; Onygenales; Arthrodermataceae.
AUGAUGCGCAUUCUGCUUUCUCUGCUCUGCACGCCUGUUGCUUCCGCAAUUCUUACUACCGCCAACGCCGUCGACUAUCAUGAACAGCUUGUGCUGCAUCCGCUGCCACCAUCAAACCUGCUGGCAUCCUUCAACUUCCGCAGCAAUGAAUCUAGUGCCGCAUUUGAACAACAGAAUUAUCGCUAUUUCCCUCGGUCUCUAGGGCAGAUUCUUCAGCACGCGCAUACAAAGGAAUUGCACUUGCGAUUCACCACCGGUAGAUGGGACGCGGAGAACUGGGGAGAACGACCGUGGCAUGGCUUCAAGGAGGGAGGUACUGGAGUAGAGCUUUGGGCCUGGAUUGAGGCAUUGGAUGCGGAUGCUGCAUUCGCGAAAUGGAUUUCACUCACGCAGUCACUCUCUGGAUUGUUCUGUGCAUCUAUGAACUUCAUCGACUCUACACGAACGACAACUCCCUCUCUCACCUUUAACCCUACGGGGAAUCACUCUACGCCUACGGACAGUUUACAUCUCCUUCACGGAACCCUACCAGGCGAAGUUGUAUGCACGGAGAACCUGACCCCUUUUCUGAAACUUCUGCCUUGUAAGGGUAAGAGCGGCAUAUCUGGACUUUUUGAUGGCCAUAAGCUGUUUGACGCCUCAUGGCAGAGCAUGUCUGUUGACGUUCGCCCAACUUGUGUGAACAAGUCUGAAGACUGCCAAGUUGAAAUUGAACAAACUGUCGAUAUGGUACUCGACCUGGAUAGAUCGAAACGAGCUAGAGACAACCCCAUCCCUCGCCCUGUACCUGCUGGGGACCUGAUUUGCGAUGAAUCGAAACCUUAUCACUCUGGUGAUUUUUGUUAUCCAAUUGGAGCAUCUCGCUCGCAGACAUGGAGCAUAGAAGAUGUCUUUGGACGGAUGAUACCCUCUAGUUGCCCUCUUGGCCGAAAUAACGCGCAGGUUGUCUGCAUUAGGGUCCCUAACAGUAUAGAGGUAUUACCGAGCUCUGGUGCGCUUGAAACGCACACAUCCGACGGAAGAUCACGAUGUUAUGCACUACAUCCCAGCCAACCUUUCAAUUUGGUUGUUCCUGCGCAGCAGUCAACAUCUAGUGAAUCCCUGGAGGCGCCAGUAGUGCACUUGGAAAGGACCAUCAUAGGUCAUGGACAAGAAAGGGGUGGUUUGAGAUCCAUCUUGACCAACCCUUCUAAGACUGAUAUUGUCGACUUUGUGUACUUUGAAACCUUACCCUGGUUCAUGCGUCCGUUUUUGCACACUAUGAAGACAAAGAUAAGCCACAAGUCAGGGCCCUCGGUCGAAGUGCCGCCCACAAGCAUUAUUAAGGACGUCUUUUAUCGGCCUGCUAUCGACCGUCGCCGGGGAACACAGCUGGAACUGAUCUUGUCUGUCCCGCCAGCCUCAACGGUAACCCUGAUAUAUGAGUUCGAGAAGGCUAUCCUUCGGUACACGGAAUACCCACCGGAUGCCAACCGGGGUUUCAAUGUUGCCCCAGCGAUUGUUCGUGUUCUGAAUAAAAAUGAAACGCUACCGUCCUCCCCUAUCUAUCUCCGCACAACGAACCUCCUCCUGCCCCUGCCAACGCCUGACUUUAGCAUGCCGUAUAAUGUUAUUAUCCUGACAAGUACAGUCAUUGCUCUGGCGUUCGGAAAUAUAUUCAAUAUCAUUAUUCGUCGAUUUGUCGCCAUGGAGGAGGUCCCUCGCAAAAAUAUCAAAGCACUCGUAGUAGGGAAACUGGCCGCGCUCAAAAGCAAACUGGGGAUUAAGUCUGAUAAAGUAGCAUAA